AUGGAAGAUAGUAAAAUAUUAGCAUUAAUAACUAAUCUUUGUCUUAGUCACCUGUGUUUAUAUAACAAAAUGUGUUAGGGAAAGGUUCCAAACGUCCAAUCAGCUUAAAAAUGCAAAGAAUUAUUCCACUAAUAAAAGGUAGCAAGAAAUUUACAACCCAAUAUUAUCUAAAUGCAGAAACUCUAAAAAUUUGAACUUCUCUCACAAUCCAUUAAAAUAAAGAAUAGCAUAUACUUGAACUACAAAUGUAAGAACUAAUAAUAGAAGUUUGUAUCAUUAAACCUUAAAUAUAACAUAAUGACAUCCCAAUCACUGUAUCUGGGCUAGAAAGCAUAAGUAAAGCCCUUAGAAAGCUAAUCAGAGAGUAAACAAAAUCACUAAUACACAACAUUAAAACUAAAUCAAAUGAAAAUGUACGAUAAGACUUAUUAAAAAGGUAGAAUAUUAUGA
Tetrahymena thermophila SB210 is the source of this 450-nucleotide messenger RNA. RefSeq lists its product as hypothetical. The transcript has a single exon. NCBI's taxonomy places the organism in Eukaryota, Ciliophora, Oligohymenophorea, Hymenostomatida, Tetrahymenidae. The record is from RefSeq and is a predicted model, not a curated record.